Fulvia fulva is the source of this 582-nucleotide messenger RNA. RefSeq lists its product as uncharacterized. Lineage: Eukaryota; Fungi; Ascomycota; Dothideomycetes; Mycosphaerellales; Mycosphaerellaceae. The record is from RefSeq and is a predicted model, not a curated record. The transcript has 2 exons. Bases 1 to 582 code for a protein of 193 amino acids.
AUGAAUGCAAAGCACGCUGUCAGCAACAUCACACGUAUAGACCCAGAGAUAGGGUCUCGUGAUCCAGAAGAUGCCGCUAACAGCUCCCUCGCGGCCAAAAGCAUCCAAGAGAUCAGCGCGCCCCCCCCCAGGCACAAAUUGCAAUGGAGCUACAUAGAGGUUGAUGAGGAGGACGACAAUAUCUGCGUGGCAUACAAUUGUCGGCCAGACUUCGAUGACGUUUGGCCUCAUGGUCUUUAUAUUAAUGUCUGCUACAACAAUGAUGUUUCGCUUGAAAAGGCAGUCGGCGGUCCUUGCGGCAAGCCAUCGUUUGGCGCUGAAAUAAUUCACCUAGUACAGGCGCCCAAUUGUUUUGUAAAGAGGGAAGCACUGACGAAGGUGCAAAAGCUUGAAGAGAUUAUCGAGGAUCUAGGUGAAGAUAUCAAAAUGCUCUAUAGAGACGAGCAAUGGGAUGCUCCCUCGCGUGUCGGGGCCAAAGGCAAGAGAAAGAGACUAGAAUCGAGCACCGCCAGUUCAGCUGGGCCAAUGGCUCAGCGGACCAAGGUCGAGGCCAAAAGACGCCUAGUGGAACUCGAGCUGUAG